Diaporthe amygdali is the source of this 5559-nucleotide messenger RNA. Its product is annotated as DNA-directed RNA polymerase I subunit RPA2. Gene Ontology annotation, biological process: DNA-templated transcription. Gene Ontology annotation, cellular component: nucleus; RNA polymerase I complex. The record is from RefSeq and is a predicted model, not a curated record. The coding region runs from base 1 to 5559 and encodes 1852 amino acids. Gene Ontology annotation, molecular function: oxidoreductase activity; ribonucleoside binding; DNA-directed RNA polymerase activity. The transcript is spliced from 9 exons. Lineage: Eukaryota; Fungi; Ascomycota; Sordariomycetes; Diaporthales; Diaporthaceae.
AUGUCUCGCCCAAAGACCAAGACCGAAUGGGACCACCAGUACAAUACUCUGCGCCGCGAAAACCUUUUCCGAAACCCCCCCACGGAUCACACUGCGUACCCUCUUCUCCAGAUCGCUGUCAAUCCCCACAUCGAGUCUUUCAACGCACUUUUCCCCUCGGACGGAAGGCCAGGUCUCAUAGCACAUGGAUUGGCGGAUAUUGGAACAAAAGUCUUUUACGACAGUCCCGAUGGGUCCUCUGCGAACGCGAGAAACAAGUUGACGGUCCGAUACAAGAAUGUACAACUUCAAAAGUCAAUGCUUCCGCCGUCAAACAAGUUCGCAAAGACUCGCGAGAUCUUUCCUGCCGAGUGUCGUGAGAGGCAUGCGACAUAUCGCGGCAAAUUGACAGCGACUCUCGAAUACAGGAUCAAUGAUGGCGACCCGCACGAGUUCGUCCGAGAACUCGGGAAUAUGCCUAUUAUGAUCAAGUCAAACAAGUGCCAUUUAGAAAACAACUCCCCGGCACUGCUUGUGCAAAGGAAAGAGGAGUCCGAGGAGCUGGGCGGCUACUUCAUCGUGAACGGAAACGAGAAAAUCAUUCGAAUGCUGUUGAUGAACAGGCGGAAUUACCCUCUCGCCAUCAAUCGACCCAGUUUCACGAACCGAGGGCACGCAUACACUCCUUAUGGCAUUAUUAUGCGAUGUGUACGACCGGACGAGACAUCACAGACCAAUGUCCUCCAUUAUCUGAACGAUGGAAACGUGACCUUCCGCUUUUCUUGGAGGAAGAACGAGUACCUUGUCCCAGUCAUGAUGAUUCUGAAGGCGUUGGUCGAGACAAACGAUCGGGAGAUAUUUGAAGGCUUAAUCGGUCCGGCAGGCUCCAAAGGCACCGAAAACACGUUCCUGACGGACCGUGUUGAGUUGCUCCUCCGGACGUACAAGAGCUACGGCCUUUACAGCAAGACCAAGACCCGAUCAUAUCUUGGAGAGAAGUUCAGGGUCGUUCUUGGCGUUCCAGACAACAUGUCUCACUAUGAUGUGGGCACGGAAUUCUUGCGCAGGAUCGUGCUUGUUCACCUGGGCAAUGUGAACGUCACUGAGGAGCAAGAUGCUGACAAGUUCAAGAUGCUCCUGUUUAUGAUUCGGAAGCUAUACGCCCUCGUCGCUGGCGACUGCACGGUUGACAAUCCCGAUGCGGUUCAGAACCAGGAGAUACUAUUGGGCGGCUUUCUUUACGGCCAGAUAUUGAAGGAACGUCUUGAUGAGCUCCUCUCAGUCGGCUUAAGAGCUUCACUCAGAGACUACCUGAGAAGGAAGCCUGGCAACAACUUCAUGUCUCAACCGUUUUCGAAGGAUUUCCCGGCUGCAAUAUUCCGAAAGACGACAGAAAACCUUGGUCAACUUUUGGAGUACUUCCUUUCCACGGGCAAUUUAAUGAGUCCUUCUGGAUUGGAUUUGCAACAGACAUCGGGCUUUACUGUGGUCGCUGAGAAGCUCAAUUUCCUACGAUUCAUAAGCCACUUCCGCAUGGUCCAUCGUGGUAGCUUCUUUGCUCAACUCAAAACCACAACAGUCCGGAAACUGCUGCCAGAGUCUUGGGGAUUCUUAUGUCCGGUCCACACCCCCGAUGGUGCUCCUUGUGGCCUGCUCAACCAUCUGGCUCACAAGUGCCAGAUCAUGACGAGCAGUGUCGAUGCUUCCCCGAUUGCUCAGCUAGCUUUCGAACUUGGUGUGGUCGGAGUCUCGUCGGCUGCGACUGACGAGAGUGUUGUCGUGAUACUGGAUGGAAAGAUCAUAGGCUGGUGCACCCCAAAGGAGUCCAAGAGAAUCGCCGAUACUCUGAGAUACUGGAAGGUACAAGGCUCUCACAGAGUACCGAAGUCACUCGAAAUUGGCUAUGUGCCACCAUCGAAGGGCGGGUCAUAUCCUGGUAUUUACAUGUCCUCUCAACCAUCGAGAAUGGUGAGACCGGUCAAGUACCUACCGCUGGGCCAGGAAGACUUGGUAGGCCCGUACGAGCAACCAUACAUGUCAAUCGCCGUUGUUGAAAAUGAGGUUAUCUCUGGGGAGUCGACGCACGUCGAAUUCGAUCCCACCAACAUCCUGUCCAUCUUGGCCAACAUGACACCAUUCUCCGACUUCAACCAAUCUCCUCGAAACAUGUAUCAAUGUCAAAUGGGACAGACGCCCAUCGUGAGGGCCCCUCUCCACAAUGCGUAUGGCUUUGAUAACUUCCCCAACGGGACAAACGCUGUUGUCGCAGUCAUAUCUUACACUGGCUACGAUAUGGACGACGCUAUGAUUAUCAAUAAGUCCGCGCAUGAGAGGGGUUUUGGACAUGGCACGAUCUACAAAACGAAGAAAAUCAGCCUCAAAGACGACUCGAGAACGAGGUCAUCUACAACAAUAGAAAAGAUGUUUGGUUUUGCGCCCAAAGGAACGACUCGGUCAUGGCAUCGUGACACGCUCGAUGAGGAUGGCCUCCCCUAUGUCGGUCAGGAGGUGAAGGCUGGUGACCUUAUCUGUGCAUGGCACACUGUCUCUCCCGACGGACAGGGUGGACUCGAAAACAAGGAUGGCCAGACGCACUUCGAAAAGUACAAGGAGGACGAAAUUGCGUACAUUGAAGAGGUCCGUAUAAUCGGCAGCGAAAAUGGCAACGAGCCCGCCCAGAAUCUAUCGAUCAAAUUCCGGAUACCUCGAUCACCUACGAUUGGCGACAAGUUCUCCUCCAGACACGGUCAGAAAGGUGUUUGCUCUCAAAAAUGGCCUGCCAUUGAUCUGCCAUUUUCGGAAUCCGGCAUCCAGCCCGACGUCAUCAUCAACCCUCAUGCUUUCCCGUCUCGCAUGACCAUUGGCAUGUUCGUCGAAUCACUUGCGGGCAAGGCGGGUGCAUUGCACGGCCUGGCACAAGACUCGACCCCCUUCAAAUUCGACGAGGAGAAUACGGCCGGCGAUUAUUUUGGCCACCAACUUAUGAAGGCCGGCUACAAUUAUCACGGAAACGAGCCGAUGUACUCGGGGAUUACUGGUGAGGAGUUUGCUGCAGACAUAUACAUCGGAGUUGUCUACUACCAGCGUCUCCGUCACAUGGUGAACGACAAGUACCAAGUGCGAACCACUGGUCCAGUCGUCCCUCUGACGGGUCAACCCAUCAAGGGCAGGAAGAAGGGUGGUGGUAUCCGUGUGGGAGAAAUGGAACGAGACGCUCUACUUGCCCACGGCACUGCGUUCCUCUUGCAAGAUCGUCUCUUAAACUGCUCAGACUACACGAAGUCGUGGGUCUGUCGGAAGUGCGGCUCGUUCCUAUCCGUGCAACCAACUGUCACGCCGUACGUGGGAAAGAAGAAGACCAUCGACACUGUCCGCUGCAGGAAUUGUGCUCGACGCCUUGACGAUGAGACGGAUCUUACCGAGCUGGACGGUGAGAUCUGGGAAGACGGCCAAGGUGUUCAAUGGGUCGGCGGCGAGGACACGACCGUCAUCGUCGUGCCCGGCGCGCUGAAGUACUUAGACGUGGAACUUGCGGCCAUGGGAGUCAAGUUGAAAUACCACAUUGACCCAGUUGACAAGGACCGCCCUGGGAAGCGGCCUUUCGCUACCGGCGCACUCUCCCGUCCUAGACAAGUGGGAGACCACGAUUUGCACGGCUUCCGGAUGGCCGGCACACCAUGCUUCGUCGACCAUGUGGUCUCUGCUCAGUCCUACAACUAUGGUUUCGACGUCACCAGAGCAUACAACACAAAGCGCCAGCUCGGAGAGAACUUGAUUAUCACCACUGGCAUGCCCGUUGGCUCUGGACCUGUUCCUGUUCGACCCAAUAUUCGCGAUCUCCAGAAGGACCCUGACAAGUGGGCCUUGUACAUACUCGCCCUCGACAUGAUGCAAUGGACAGACCAGUCGCAGCCCACGUCUUGGUUCUCGAUCACCGGAAUUCAUGGCGUACCGUUUGAGCCUUGGAACGGAGUAUACCCAACUCCUGGCAAUGAGAUGGCUGGUUACUGCCACCACACGGAUAUCCUCUUCCCAACAUGGCACCGUGCUUAUGUUGCCUUGUACGAGCGUCCAGACGCUUUACUGAUACGGAGGCAACAGCAAGAGCUCUGCGAAAGGAUGCAGUUCAUCGCCACCACGUACACUGGAGAUGCAAAGAACCGCUUAGAGUCUGCUGCCGCCAACUGCAGAGCUCCGUAUUUCGACUGGGCCGCACUGCCCCCGUCUUUGGACAGCAUGCUUCCUGCUAGUAUUGGGAAUAGUCCUAAGAUUAAUGUGUCCGGGCCGCAUGGAACGCAAAUGAUUGCAAACCCUCUUUUCUCCUACGGGUUCAACCCUCCUAAUCGAGAGGUUUUCCAAAACAUUACACCAUGGGCAGACUGGACUACUACAAGGAGAGCUCCGACUGGCCUCGCACCAGACGCCCUGUCAAACAACUCCGCCAUCAAUGCCAAUCUUGUCAGGUACACCAUUCAGAACCAACAGAGGCUCUACAAUCUUUUCACAAAUUACGAUAAUUACACCAUAUUCAGUAAUGAGGGCUGGGCCGCAGAUACAACCAGCUAUGACUCACUCGAAUCCCUCCACGACAACGUUCACGCCUUGCUGGGAGGAUAUGAUGGCCACAUGACCAUCGUCCCCUUUUCAGCCUUCGACCCUUUAUUUUUCCUUCAUCAUUGCAAUGUGGAUCGCAUAUUUGCCCUAUGGCAGGUAUUUCACCCGGAUGCAUGGGUUGUCCCCGAGGUCGCCCGUUUCAACUCAUACACUACAUCCGUUGGACAAACUCUGGACUCGUCGUCGGCCCUGACGCCGUUCUACGCCAAUUCUAAUGGGGGUUUCUGGACUUCAGAUAUGCUUCGCGAUCCUACGGCUUUGGGCUAUACUUAUAGCGAACUGGCCAACUCAGGGAUAUCACUGUCUAACAGGACCUCGAUUCUCGAAGGGCUGGCUCAGGUGACCAGCAUUGUCAACGACCUUUAUGGCGGUUACAGUGUGAACAGCAUCAGCAUCCAGUCCAAGCGCUCCGAGAGUCACGUACGUCACAGCCGACAUCGCCACGAUAGAUGGCACCAGGGUCAAAUGUACGGCCGCCGGUCCACGAAUUCGCUACCCGUCACGAAAAUCAUCUCUGAGCAGGGCAGAUACCGGGAAUGGAUUGCAAACAUCCGAGUUGUAAAGCAGGCCCUAGACGGGCCCUUUCAAGUCCGCCUGGCCUUCAACGGCCCAGGCGAGCCUCUCGAUGUCGGCUCCAUGGGCAUCUUUGCCUCUCCCCCAGCCAUCGCCAGCAUGAAGAAGAUUGCGCCGGGAGCAGAGUUCAUCACCAGCACCGUGCCUCUGACAGCGGCCCUGGUCGACGAAGUGGCAGACGGCACGCUGGCAUCCAUGGACCCCGGAGACGUCGAACCGUAUCUGCGCGAGUACCUCGCGACCAACAUCGUCAAGGGGGACAACACAGAAGUCGACCCGGCCAGCGUGGCGGGGCUAAGCAUUGAGGUUGUUAGUUGGCCGGUGCAGGCUGCCUCGAGCGAAGCACACCUGCCCACUUGGGGUGAGGCGGACUACAAGAUCCUCAUCAUGUAA